UGUGCUGGGAACAUUCCGGAGCGGUUACCCAUCCCCAGUGCGCGGGUACCCGCCCAGUUUGGUCUGGCGUCUCGCUGUCUGUGUCUGGCUGUCUGGUGUCUCGUUUUGUGAUUGGCUGACCGUUGAUCGGUCAGUCACGUGAUCGUAUCGGACGGUCAGGGCCGCAUCGUGCUGGCCGGUCGGUCGGGGGGGGAGUCGGUCGGUCACCGCUGAGCCAGCCGUCGGUAUGGUGCUGUUGCUAAAGUAAAAUAUACCGCACCCGGUUUAACAGAGUGUCUCAAGAUACAACAGUGGCGACGAGGCAAGAACCCACGGCAAGAUGAGUGAUUCAGAUGAGAGGAAGCCGGCAACAGGUAUCGCAACAAUGCACCAGCCCACGGUAUGUCUCACGUCCGCCAUUGGCGAAUUUGAUGAACGUCAAGGCACCUGGAGGGAUUACAUUGAACGAUUUGAGUUCUUUUGCGAGGCUCAGGGCAUUUCAGAGGAUGAUAGAAGGAGAGCACUUCUCUUGGCUGGUAUUGGGCAAACUGCGUAUCAAAGAGUCAAAACCAUUCUGGCACCCACCCGACCCUCUGAGAUGUCAUAUAGAGAUAUUGUCAUGGCCGUGCAAGAUCAUGUGGAUCCGAAGCAGUCUGUUAUCGUUAGCCGUUUCCGGUUCCAUCAAAAAUGUCAAGGAUCAGAACAGGGGAUAAAGGAGUUUGUGGCUGACUUGAAAGUCAUGGCCGAUCCAUGCGACUUUGGAUCAAGUAGAGAUGAUAUGUUACGCGACAGAUUUGUGUGUGGACUCGCUGAUCAGGCGUUGCAGAAGCGGUUGUUGACCGAGGAAGAUACUCUGACGUUCCAACAGGCGCAGCGGAUCGCACUGGCAGCAGAGACGGCGACGAAGAGCGCAAGACAGCUGGCUGCCCAGUCAUCCGAUCCAGCGGCGCAGGACGUUCACCGAGUUGGAUCUGCACGACAGGUGAAAGGGUCACCAUCCAAUCGGUACGUCAGAUCGGAAUGUUUCCGCUGCGGAGGCACUAAUCAUUCACCUCAAACAUGCCGCUUUAAGACGUACAAGUGUCAUUCAUGUGGCGAGCAGGGUCACUUAAGUCGCAAAUGUCGCAAAAAUGAUCAAGAUCAUGUGCGCGCCUCGCAAGCUAAAUCUACACACUGUGUACUGACUGAUGAGUCUGUCAGAGUAUCAGAGCCUAGUCAGGCUGCUGAAGAGGAUAAUGUUUGCAGCGUGUACACUGUGGGUGAAGCAAGGUCCCCUCCAAUCACAGUUGACAUCAUAGUGUUUGGUGUGCCCGUUACCUUUGAGGUUGACACAGGAUCGGCAUCCACGCUGAUGAAUGCCCGCACCUUUGAGGUGGUGAAGACUACAGGCGGCGACGACAGCCUUGAACUUCGGCGAUGCAGCGCCAGGCUUCGGACGUACACGGGUGAGCCCAUCCCGGUCGAAGGGGAGUUCAGUGCCGUCAUCCAUUACGGUGAGCAGCACCUGGAGCUUCCCGUCGUCGUGGUCGACACUGCAGGACCCAAUCUUCUGGGAAGGGACUGGAUGAAGUUCCUUCAGCUCGACUGGCAAACCAUCAAACAGGAAACGCGUGGAGGAGCAGCUGGACGCGGAGGUCGAGGCUGGGGUCCUCGAGCCAGUGCGCACUGCGGACUGGGCGUGCCAAAUCGUCCCGAUAGUGAAGCCCGACGCGUGAAAUGGAAAAGCUGCUGGCUGGCGUGCCAGGAGUCUUCAUCUUCCUCGACGACAUCCUGGUCUCUGGACGGGCUGAAGACGAGCUCGUGUCCCGUCUGGAGCAAGUGCUGCAACGACUCCAGGACUCCGGACUUCGGGGCGACGCCGCACGCAACGACCGGGGAGUCUCCUGGCAAGCUGCUCAUCGGAUACAAGCCGGUCACCAGGUUCGAUAAACUGAAGCCGGACCUUCAAGGUAACGUGAUCAGGAAACAGGAGAACUUGGUAGAAAGUCACAAAAGAAGGCAUACUCGAGUGAGGCCUGCGUUUGUUGUUGGUCAAACUGUGUGGGCUCGAAGUUGAUUUUGUUUAAUUGCAAGGCUAACUCUUGAUUUAAAUGGGAGGGUGUUGUGUGCUGGGAACAUUCCGGAGCGGUUACCCAUCCCCAGUGCG
Messenger RNA from Amphibalanus amphitrite, 2125 nucleotides. RefSeq lists its product as uncharacterized. Gene Ontology annotation, molecular function: zinc ion binding; nucleic acid binding. The record is from RefSeq and is a predicted model, not a curated record. NCBI's taxonomy places the organism in Eukaryota, Metazoa, Arthropoda, Thecostraca, Balanomorpha, Balanidae. Bases 320 to 2035 code for a protein of 571 amino acids. The transcript has 4 exons.